CGCCCACUUCCUAUAAGCCUGGUUCUGGCUGUCCCUGUGCCAGGCCUCCAAGUGCCCUGAGAGCUACCGGCCGGGGUCGGGGGGCUAUGGGAGCUCAGGGCAGGCACCUCCCAUGCUCCCACAGGAGCCACCAGGACAUGAAGGUCAUAGGCCUCUCCUCUCCUCCUCUUCCUGUUUGACCUGAAUGCCGCCAGGCCGACAGCCUCAAGGAUUCCAUCUGAGAAGAUGCAGGCUGGAUCCCCUGUCUUCCCACAGGCCCUGUGUCUUGCUCAGUCCAUCUGACUCCGCUUUCCCAUCCUAGGCCUCAGGAGCCGGGACACUCCCUGAGUCCUCUGGGAGCCCUUAAGCCACACUGAAAACACAGACCCUUGGAGAAGCAGCCAGCAGUGAGGAAUCCUGGAACCCCUUCCCAGGGAGAGCCUUCCCAUGACCCCCAUGAAGAGAUCGGUGCAAACACAGGUGUCAGAGCCCUUCACGGAGUCCUGGGGUGAGGAGUCCCUGCCAGAGCUCCCCACAGAGCAGUCCCUGACCGAGUACUCUGACCUCGAGGAGGCUCCCUCGGCACACACUCUCUAUGUAGGCCAUCUGAACCCCCAGUUCUCAGUGCCAGUGCUCGCCUGCCUGCUGCGAGACACCCUGGAGCGGCUGGAGAUGCCGGUGGCGCGGGAGCACAUCGAGGUGGUGAGGCGGCCGCGGAAGGCCUAUGCGCUGGUGCAGGUGACUGUCCGCAGGGACACCCUCGCCUCCCUCCCCUGGCGCCUGCAGACAGCCCUGGAGGAGCACCUAAUCCUCAAGGAGCUGGCAGCCCGUGGGAAGGAGCUGCUAUUGAGUGAGGCCCAAGGGCCCUUAAGCCACAGAGAGGAGGAGGAGGAGGAGGACAGUGGCCUGAGCCCCGGCCCCAACCCAGGCUCUGGCGUCCCGCUGCCCGCCUGGCCUACGCACACGCUGCCUGAUAGGCCCCAAGCCUGGCAGCUGCAGAGCUGCCAGGGCCGGCCCAGUGGCGUGUGCUCCGACAGUGCCAUUGUGCACCACGAGAUCGUGGGCAAGGACCAGCUCUUCCAGGGUGCCUUCCUGGGCAGCGAGACUCGCAACAUGGAGUUCAAGCGGGGCAGCGGUGAGUACCUGAGCCUGGCCUUCAAGCACCACGUGCGGCGCUAUGUGUGCGCCUUCCUCAACAGCGAGGGCGGCAGCCUGCUCGUGGGAGUGGAGGACAGCGGCCUGGUGCGGGGCAUCCACUGCAGCCACCGUGACGAGGACCGCGCACGCCUGCUGGUGGACUCCAUCCUGCAGGGCUUCAAGCCUCAGGUCUUUCCCGAUGCCUACACUCUGACCUUCGUCCCUGUGAUCAGCACCUCGGAGACCAACGUCCCCCUCAAGGUGAUCCGCCUGACCGUGCACACCCCCAAGGCCCAGAGCCAGCCGCAACUCUACCAGACAGACCAGGGGGAGGUGUUUCUGCGGCGCGACGGGAGCAUCCAGGGCCCGUUGUCCGCCAGCGCCAUCCAGGAGUGGUGCAGGCAGAGGUGGCUGGUGGAGCUGGGCAAGCUGGAAGAGAGGGUGAAGGUGCUGACGAUGGAGAAGGAGCAGCUCCAGCAGCAGCUGCAGCAGCACGGGCCUAUGUCCUGCACCUGCUGUGUCCUGUGAGGGCCCUGGAGAACAGGCAAGAUGGCGCGGCGCUCUCCACCUGAGACCCAGGAAUUUCCUGUUUGAGCCUAAGGCCGACCCAGUAAAGCCCAUGCAGGCUGCUGAGAGGCCGACAGGGGCUCCUUCAACAUGACACAGGAGCCCAUGUGGCUUCAACCCUGACAGCCCCCAGUCUGUGUAGCCAAGAAAUUGCUCUCAGGCCUGUCCCCAAACGACCUUUCUUUUAGAAAGAACGUGGAUUGUCCCUCUCCCUAAAACGCUCAUUUGGCCCAGGCUGAGGCCUGUGACUCCAGCUGGCUGGACAGUGCCAGAAGGGAAUCUGUCGUUCCAGGAAAGCCCCUCACAGAUGGCGAGGCAUAUUUGGUGACUGUGGUUACAGGGCAAGAGGCCACCCUGCAGCCCCCACCCCUGACUUGCUGGAACUUGUGAUUGUCAAAGCUCCGUUAAUAAAUUACAUGCACCUGGGA
This is a messenger RNA of Macaca mulatta (Rhesus monkey), 2111 nucleotides long. NCBI's taxonomy places the organism in Eukaryota, Metazoa, Chordata, Mammalia, Primates, Cercopithecidae. The record is from RefSeq and is a predicted model, not a curated record.